AUGGAGGCCGCUGAACGUAGUUCGUCGAUCGACCUCUCCAGCGUGCCUGGCAGCGACACCGAACCCCCUCCAGCCAGCCUGAGCAACAUCAUGAACAACGGCAACGCUAACAAUUCUGUACAAAAUCCCUACAUGAGCACCUUCCAAACCUCGGGGGCCCGCCAAGACCCUGGGCCGGCGAAGAAGCCACGCAAGCCAAAAGUCACCAAACCAAAGACCGACUCAGACACUGCCAAACCUGCUCGAAAGCCACGAGCCUCUAACGGAUCAGCUCCUAGUUCUCGAAAGAAGCCCAAAACUGAGCAUACUGACGAUCGGAGUACAAUACAAGAGGUGCCGCCCUCUGUAGGCCUACAGGCCUCCCGAUUGGUCGAGCCCUACACAUUUUCAUCACAACAUGCAGGCCCCGGCCAACCUCCCCACCCGAGUGAAGCCGCCAAGACUUCCCAAAACGGUCUUUCACAUCAUUCACCUCAGAUGCACUACCAACCACCCGUGCCUCAACCACAAUCGCGUACCACUUCAAUGUAUGACCCUAUCCGAGGCUCUAUCACGGUCCAGGAAUCCGUGCAGCCUACACCGACCCCACAAAUUACACACACUCCUCCUCGACCAGUAUCACGUUCUGGCGCAUCUCCAAUAUCGAGCCUGAUCGAGCCUACGGUGCCGCUGACUACCGCUCCGUCACCAUUGCGACUCUUCUCAACGCCGUCAGAACCACAACCCGUCCACGCUGAGCCACGCGAAAAAGUACCUGCAGUGCAGAAUUUGAACGCAGUGAUGGAGGUUGACGGGGCCAACGAGGCAUCAACGUCGAGAAAAGCGUCUGUCAGUAAGGAGCCUCCUAAGCCACCUACACGCGCUGCAUCUCCGAAGCCCGCUCGAGCAAAAGAGAAACCUCCACCGUUGCCGGCAGGCAAUGGACUACUGUCAGCCACUGUUUUCGGUGGAGGAGAUCCGCUGAGUCUAUUUGACAAGAAUGAUACAGCUACGACUGGGCCGAACAUUGUAUUACGCGUCGACUUGAAGAAUCCCAAGAAUCAGAUCAUCAAUUUUGCUCGCACCGCAGAGGAGAAGUAUGGCUUCGCAGCGCUCUAUCCCCGACAAGCCGCUCAGAAGGCUCGACUGGAGCGAGUUGCAGCGGCAGGCGCCGCACUUGAGAGAUCGGCCUCAGGCAGCAAGGCUAACUCUGCCGGAGAAAGUGGCGAUGACGACGCCGCAAGUGUCGACAUCGACCGGGACACGGACAAUGAUGGUGACGUCGCCAUGGGUGGGACAAAUGGCCUGGCAGAAGGUGCAAGCGGCACCGAUGCUGAGCCAAAGAAGAAGGUGACACGACGAAAGAAGGUGGAAGAAUACGAUCUAGAUGAUGACUUUGUGGAUGACAGUGAGCAAGUCUGGGAGGCGCAAGCUGCAACAAGCAAAGAGGGCUUCUUCGUCUACUGCGGACCGCUGGUGCCCGACGGCGAGAAGGCCACCAUCGAGAGAGCCGAUGGCACCGUCAAGAACCCACGCGGCGGUCGUGGACGUGGAAGAGGUGGUGGCCCAGGCUCGCGUGGUGGUCGAGGUGCUCGUGCUACUGCCGGUGCGGCAGCGCGUGAUGCAAACGCUACCUCGAAUGCUGAUUCCGAACGGCCAAAAACCGGCCCAGGCUCGCGUGGUGGUAAGAUCAAUCGACGACCUCGGGUUACUAAGCCUGCGGCUGCUGAGGACAAGCCUGCUCUGCCGAAAGCUGAGCCUGUACCUGCGACUUCUGCGCCCAUGGAGCAGCAGCAGGUGCAGCAAGUUCCGCUGCAUGUAUAA
Molecule: messenger RNA, 1803 nt
Organism: Cyphellophora attinorum
Lineage: Eukaryota; Fungi; Ascomycota; Eurotiomycetes; Chaetothyriales; Cyphellophoraceae
Product: Histone promoter control protein 2
Exons: 2
Coding region: 1-1803 (600 amino acids)
Source: RefSeq, a predicted model, not a curated record